AUGCAGGGAAACAUGAUGGAGCUGGUGGGGGUUCUGAAGCGCGGACUGCAGCAGAUCACUGGCCACGGUGGCCUGCGUGGCCUUCUGCAGGUGUUUUUCAGGGCAAAUGAUAUAAAGGUUGGUACAUUGGUGGGAGAAGACAAAUAUGGAAACAAAUACUAUGAGGACAACAAGCAAUUUUUUGGCCGUCACCGAUGGGUCAUGUACACCACUGAAAUGAACGGCACAAACACGUUCUGGAAUAUGGAUGGAAGCAUGGUGCCUCCUGAAUGGCACCGCUGGCUUCACUGCAUGACUGAUGACCCUCCAACAACACACCCGCCUACUGCUCGGAAAUUCAUCUGGGCAAACCAUAAAUUCAACGUGACUGGUACUCCGGAGCAAUACGUCCCUUAUUCCACCACUAGAAAGAAGAUUCAGGAAUGGGUCCCGCCUUCCACACCUUACAAGUGACAGCAGUGAAGACCACGUCCAGCACAUGCAGGAUGGUGCCGGGCUUUCCUUGGAAUCACACCUGUGCAGCUGACCAUGAACUUGAUUAAAGUACCUUGACCAGG
Messenger RNA from Acomys russatus (golden spiny mouse), 557 nucleotides. It is a transcript of the gene Ndufa12, whose product is annotated as NADH:ubiquinone oxidoreductase subunit A12. The record is from RefSeq and is a predicted model, not a curated record. Gene Ontology annotation, cellular component: membrane. NCBI's taxonomy places the organism in Eukaryota, Metazoa, Chordata, Mammalia, Rodentia, Muridae. The transcript is spliced from 4 exons. Gene Ontology annotation, biological process: mitochondrial respiratory chain complex I assembly; response to oxidative stress. The coding region runs from base 1 to 453 and encodes 150 amino acids.